GGAAAACCUCAGAUUUGCUUCAUCGGGAGAUGAUGUUAAAAUAUGGGAUGCUUCGUCUAUGACACUGGUGGAUAAAUUCAACCCACACACAUCACCACAUGGAAUCAGCUCAGUGUGUUGGAGCAGCAAUAGCCAGGGAUCAAACGUGCAUCCUCAUGGAUACUAGUUGGGUUCGUUAACCCCUGAGCCACGAUGGGAACUCCAAAAAUUUGUUAUUGAAUCAAAUGGAAUAAGGAGAAAAGUAGCAGUAAACAUAGGAAGAAGUCAAGGAAAGGGGAAUGAUGUAUUUUUCUCAAUGCUGUAAUAUCUAGAUAACUUCCUAGUGACAGCAUCUUUCAGUGGCGAUAAAAUAGUCGUUUCAAGUUGCAAAUGUAAACCUGUUCCACUUUUAGAGCUGGGUGAAGGGCAAAAGCAGACAUGUGUCAGUUUAAAUUCAACAUCUAUGUAUUUGGUAAGUGGAGGCCUGAAUAACACAGUUAAUAUUUGGGAUUUAAAAUCAAAAAGAGUUCAUCGAUCUCUUAAGGAUCAUAAAGAUGAAGUAACUUGUGUAACAUAUAAUUGGAAUGAUUGCUACAUUGCUUCUGGAUCUCUCAGUGGUGAAAUUAUUUUGCACAGUGUAACCACUAAUUUAUCUAGUACUCCUUUUGGCCAUGGUAGUAACCAGUCUGUUCGGCACUUGAAGUACUCCUUGUUUAAGAAGUCGCUCCUGGGCAGUGUUUCAGAUAACGGAAUAGUAACUCUCUGGGAUGUUAAUAGUCAGAGUCCCUACCACAGCUUUGACAGUGCCCAUAAAGCUCCCGCCUCAGCCAUCUGUUUUUCUCCUGUCAAUGAAUUGCUAUUUGUAACUAUAGGCUUGGAUAAAAGGAUUAUUCUUUAUGAUACUUCAAGUAAGAAGAUAGUGAAAACGUUAGUAGCUGAUGCUCCUCUAACGGCAGUAGAUUUCAUGCCUGAUGGAGCCACUUUGGCUAUUGGAUCUUCCCGUGGGAAAAUAUAUCAGUAUGAUUUAAGGAUGUUGAAAUCACCAGUUAAAACCAUCAGUGCACAUAAGACAUCUGUGCAGUGUAUAGCAUUUCAGUACUCCACUGUUUUUUCUAAGUCAGGUUUAAAUAAAGGCAGUUCAAAUAAGCCCACAGCCGUGAACAAACGUGCUGUUAAUGCGAGUGCUGCUAGUGGAGGAGUCCAGAAUUCUGGAACUGUCAGAGAAGCAGCCACCGCCUCUGCUGCCACAGUUCUGCCACAGCCCACGACCGCCCCUGUGGGGAAAGGAAAGGUUGCUGUUCAAGACAAAGCAGGUCUUCCUCGAGGCGUAAACACAGAUAUUUUGUCUAAGGAGACAGACAGUGGGAAACCUCAGGAUUUCUCCAGCUUUGAUGAUACUGGGGAAGGUAGUUUAGGUGACAUGUUCUCACCUCUCAGAGAUGAUGCUAACAAAGGAGGUGAUGAGUCCAUAGGCAAAGGAGAUGGCCUAGACUUUCUAUCACAGUUGAACUCAGUGUUUCCUCUAAGAAAAAACCCAGCAGCUUCAAGCACCUCAGUAUUGCAUUCUAGUCCUCUUAAUGUCUUUAUGGAGUCUCCAGGGAAAGAAGAAAAUGAAAAUCAUGCUCUGACAGCUGAGUCUAAGAAAAUGCAUCUUGGAAAACAGGAACCUAAAGAUUCCUUCAAACAGUUUGCAAAGUUGAUCCCCAGUGCUGAAAUUGGACGUCUAAAUACCUCUUCAUCAUCUAACCAAACAAGAAGUCCUGAGAAAUUUGAAAAGCCAGAAAAAGAAAUUGAAGCCCAUGAACCUCCAGUCAAUGGCUCCUCAACUCCAAAUCCAAAGAUAGCAUCCUCUGUCACUGCUGGAGUGGCCAGUUCACUAUCAGAAAAAAUAGCUGAUACCAUUGGAAAUAAUCGGCCAAAUGCACCGUUGACAUCUGUUCAAAUCCAUUUUAUUCAGAACAUGAUACAAGAAACAUUGGAUGACUUUAGAGAAGCAUGCCAUAGGGACAUUGUGAAUUUGCAAGUGGAGAUGAUUAAACAGUUUCAUAUGCAAUUGAAUGAAAUGCACUCUUUGUUGGAAAGAUACUCAGUGAAUGAAGGUUUAGUGGCGGAAAUUGAAAGACUACGAGAAGAAAACAAAAGACUACGGGCACACUUUUGAAAUUUCUGUGAAUACUUUAAUGUUUUGUAAUUUGGGAAGCUUUUGGCAACACAGAACUACAUGGCAUCAGUAUUGUUUUCAUGGCCUCUGGGGAAGAAUUUUUUUUCAAGUAAAAGGGUGAUGGGAUUUUAUACCAACCACUAUUUCACUUUUUCUGACUGUCAAAAAUAUUUAUAUUUUUAUAUUAAAUAAACUACACAAUGUCAUUUGCCUAAAAGGAAAGUCAACAGGAUCUUUAUUUUUGGAAAGCUUUAUUUAGCUAUACACUAAGUGUCCUUUCUCAUAAUAAAAGAAAAUUGUGCAAAGAAAAAAAUACGUUAUGUAUGCUCUUAAAUCAUCUUUUUUUAAGCAGAUAAUAUUUUUGGUUGACAAUUGCCUUCUAAAUUUUUUUGGAUGUUUGAUUAAAGAGUUUGAUAUACCUUCUAUUUUUAUGGAGAAAGUAAUUAUAAUUGGUGUCUUGUGUUUCUAAACAUUUGACUAAUAAAACAUAAGGUUGGUUAGUAGUUAUUUUGUUAACUUGAUGCAGUCAAGUAUGACCAUUAUUUAUUACUUGUACAUUUGAUUAGAAAAUUUCUGGAAUUUUGAAUUGCACAGAUUACGUAAUAUCUCUUGAAUUUAUGUUACUGUAUUAUACUUCUGACAUAUCUCUACUCCUGGUUGGUAUUUUUUAGCUAACUUCACUUUACCUAUGAAAACUUCUAAGGGUUUAUAAGACUCAACCAGAACCACAUCUCUACUGAUUAUCUCAUGAAUUAAUAACACCCAAAAUUAUACUGUAAAAUUUCAAUCAAUAUAGUUCAACUUAUAAUCAGUGAAAAUUUCAUAUUAGAUAGUAAAUAUUACAGGAUUAGUGCCAUUUUUCUCCUCCCAAAAGAAGUUUAUUUUGUUUUGUGGUUUAUGUUAUUAACCUUCUCUAAUUCUUUGUGUGCUGUGUGUAAUAUGUUUAUAUUAUUGACCUUACUAUAAAAUAAAUAAAA
This is a messenger RNA of Phacochoerus africanus (Common warthog), 3117 nucleotides long. RefSeq names its product NEDD1 gamma-tubulin ring complex targeting factor (gene NEDD1). Lineage: Eukaryota; Metazoa; Chordata; Mammalia; Artiodactyla; Suidae. Bases 443 to 2140 code for a protein of 565 amino acids. The record is from RefSeq and is a predicted model, not a curated record. The transcript is spliced from 16 exons. Gene Ontology annotation, cellular component: pericentriolar material; centriole; spindle pole. Gene Ontology annotation, molecular function: gamma-tubulin binding. Gene Ontology annotation, biological process: mitotic cell cycle; microtubule nucleation.